UCCACAGGCUGGACGUCUUUGAUCCAUUAGCAAAAACAAACGCGCUUCCUGAAACACAGCGAUCACACCAAUGCCCUUCUUAUUCUAAAACUUGUGCAGAAAUGAGACCUUAACGCGGGUUAAAUGGAAGAUGUCCCGCGUGGUCGUGUUUUCUGUGAUGGUGGGUGGACUGACCUCCGCUGACCUCAGUCUGCUGACCUGUGAACUUGCGCGUUAAAGACCACCAGUCAGAAACAUGGACCACCCGAAUGACAGCAAGAAGACGGAGCCCAGAAUCAUCGAGAAGAAAUGUUCAUGGGCGUCGUACAUGACCAACUCCCCCACGGUGAUCGUGUUGAUUGGACUCCCCGCGAGAGGAAAGACGUAUAUAUCAAAGAAACUGACACGCUACCUCAACUGGAUCGGGGUUCCAACAAAAGUCUUCAAUCUGGGCGUUUAUAGACGCGAGGCCGUGCAGUCGUACAAGUCCUACGAUUUCUUCCGUCAUGACAACGAAGAGGCCAUGAAAAUCAGGAAGCAGUGUGCGAUUGUGGCUCUACAGGAUGUGAAGUUUUAUUUCAGUGAGGAGGGGGGGCAGAUCGCGGUUUUCGAUGCCACAAACACGACCAGAGACCGAAGGAACCUCAUUCUGAGUUUUGCGCAGGAGAACUCGUAUAAGGUGUUUUUUGUCGAAUCACUUUGUGAUGAUCCUGAAGUCAUAGCUGCCAACAUCCUGGAUGUAAAGGUGUCCAGCCCAGAUUAUCCCGAGCGACACCGAGAGAGCGUUAUGGAGGAUUUUCUCAAGAGAAUCGAGUGCUACAAAGUGACAUAUCAACCGUUAGAUCCUGAUCGACAUGACAAAGAUCUGUCGUUCAUCCAGGUGAUAAACGUGGGUCAGCGUUUCCUGGUGAACCGUGUUCAGGACUACAUCCAGAGUAAGAUCGUGUACUACCUCAUGAACAUUCACGUACAGAAACACUCCAUAUACCUCUGCCGGCACGGAGAGAGCCAACACAACCUGCAGGGCUGCAUCGGGGGGGAUUCCGAGCUCUCCGGCAGAGGAAAAGAGUUUGCUAAAGCCCUGCGUGGGUUCCUGGAAACCCAGAAGAUCCCAGACCUGAAGGUGUGGACCAGUCAGCUCAGACGCACCAUCCAGACGGCGGAGGAACUGGGCGUCCCGUACGAGCAGUGGAAAAUACUGAACGAGAUUGAUGCUGGUAUUUGUGAGGAGAUGACGUAUGAAAAGAUACAAGAAACAUGUCCGGAUGAAUAUUCUCUCAGAGACCAGGACAAAUAUCAUUACAGAUACCCAGGUGGAGAGUCGUAUCAGGAUCUGGUUCAGCGUCUGGAGCCUGUCAUCAUGGAGCUGGAGAGACAAGGAAACGUGUUGGUCAUCUGCCAUCAGGCCGUCAUGCGCUGUCUGCUCGCUUACUUUCUGGACAAGAGCGCUGAUGAUUUGCCCUAUCUGAAGUGUCCCCUCCAUGUGGUUCUGAAACUCACUCCAGUGGCUUACGGCUGUAAAGUCGAAAUGUUUGACCUGAAAGUGGAAGCCGUGAAUACACACCGGGACAGACCUCUGGGCUGCAGCAGACACCAGGUGCCGCCCACUUUGCUCAGGAGAAACAGCUUCACGCCGCUGUCGAGUCAAGAUCAAGUGAAAAGGCCUCGUCUGUUCAGCGUGGGCAAUCCACCGCGGUUAGCAAGUGUUCCCGCUUUAUCCUCCACACGAUUUCCAGGGGCACAGGAGAGCGAGGAGCUGAACGAGAGCCAGGAAAUCCUGAACUGCUUCGGCCCGGGAGACUCAACAGACGCCGUCCAGCAGUGAAAGCACAAACCAGCAAUUGUGUGGCUCCGGUCAACUUAACUUUUCAUUUUUCCGCACGUUAACAAACUCAAGAUCUCAGUGUCAAAGGCAGUUGUGUAGCUUGGAGAAUUGGUACAUGUGUCGACUGCUUUGUGUAGCACAGGCAAUAAAACCCCAUGAUGCCCAGCGACCCCCUUAAAAAUAUUUGGUCGUCCUACAAAAUCAAAGUCAGGUGAAGGUUGUUAAGGUUCAGUAUGACUGGUAUUGAUUUAAAGACCCAAUAAUCCAGUGGUACUUUUGAACUGAUUGACAGCGCGUUGGACGAAUGGCAGCAUCGUUUAAAGUCCCUGUGAACCGGGAGUUGCGAUCGGUUUUACUUCCGUAUUUUGACGCAUUUCCGAGUGAAAUUGAAUUUUGAAUGAGAGAAAUAGUGGGCGUGGCUUUCGUCUUUCUCUGCGAUUUGAUUGGAUGUAUAAAAGCAACCGUUGCACUUUGAAAUGGAACUGGCAGCAGAAUGACAGUUGAAGGGGAGGAGUUAACGGAUGCUCCGCCCAAGCCGUCUAACAUACGUCAUCUAAGAUGGAUAGUCAUUACAGGAUGAGAUUAAUAAGGAUUAUGCGGGCACACGAAUUUUAAAAAGAGAAUGACCCACAUCGAUAAACUAUUUACAAUAAACGCUGCAAAUAUUUUUAAUUGUAAUCUUUAAUUUCACUGGGACUUUAAAGCCGAGUGGGUGUGGCUUGUGUCGGUUAAGCUGAUUGGUUGAUUAUUUGCAUUAUAUUUCUAAUUCUUGCGUCCUUUAGUUAUGCGACUGCCACAAAUGUAACUCAGGCUGAAAUUUAAUUUGUGUUUUAGAUGUUAUGUGGUGUUAUUGUUUGCGUGUCUAUCACGGCGUUCUUGUUUUGAUGUUUAUUAUUGUAUUGCAUUUAAUGAAUGUCUGAUGAUGUGAUGUCAUACGACAGUGAAAGGCCUAUAUAUGUUCCGCUGGAUUUUCCCAUCUUUUAUUAUUGAGAAAACGGGACAUCAGGGUAGUUGUUUUAACAGAUGUGAUUGUUUUUAACGGUGAUGAAUGUGUCCUUGCAUUGUUUUUUAAACAAAAACAUACGCACAGUAUCGCCAGUUAUAGGGUUAUGUAACAGUUCUUAAUCUCCAGCCUCCUUUGAAACUACUGAGAAUAUUGCUAUAAUAUUUAAUAAUCUUAAAAUGUGAAAAGCUUUAAGCUAAUUUUACAUUGAAUGCUUUGUUUUGUCUUAGAUUCGGAGAGAUAUUCCGUAGCGAUCUGUUUUGUGAAUUUUGCAUGUCUUAUUUUAAGUAAGUGACUCGCAAAGUAAGCGUAAUGUACAUUUUAUGUAUAACAGUUAUGAAAGUAUACUGUAUUCUUUCAGUCAAACGAUGCACAACGUUUCUGCAUUGCAGUUGCUUGCAGUUUACACCGUGUCUACACCGGACGCGACAGGCGCGGCGCGGCGCGACAUGACAACCUGCUUGAUCUUAAUGGGUUUAUCGUGUCGCGUCCAGUGUGGCCAAAAUGUAAAAUUAUAAUGGGUUCUAAUGCGUUUCUAAUGUCUUUUGUCAUGUCACGUCGCGUCCGGUGAAAACACGGUGUAAAUAGACGUCAAUACAAGUAUAAAUACGAUGACAUCAUCGGGAUUGUAGUAGAUACAGUAAGUGCCUUUGCAUUGCAACCGAAGUGUAACCAAUGAAAGCCUUUGAUGCCAUUAAUUAGCCCAAUCCUCUGUGGAGCAAAAGACACUUUUUGUUUUAUCGCAAUGUAGUUCAGAAAAAGAAUUGUGUUCUGGUUUCAUUUAGAAAUAUUUACUAUCGCAAUAGCAAUGUUAAUACUGUAUGUAAAACCGCAUGAUGAGGCCUCUGUGAUCCAAUAAACCUCUGAUGA
This is a messenger RNA of Triplophysa rosa, 3677 nucleotides long. RefSeq names its product 6-phosphofructo-2-kinase/fructose-2,6-biphosphatase 2a (gene pfkfb2a). The transcript has 16 exons. The record is from RefSeq and is a predicted model, not a curated record. The coding region runs from base 236 to 1804 and encodes 522 amino acids. Gene Ontology annotation, molecular function: fructose-2,6-bisphosphate 2-phosphatase activity; 6-phosphofructo-2-kinase activity; ATP binding. Gene Ontology annotation, cellular component: cytosol. Gene Ontology annotation, biological process: fructose metabolic process; fructose 2,6-bisphosphate metabolic process. NCBI's taxonomy places the organism in Eukaryota, Metazoa, Chordata, Actinopteri, Cypriniformes, Nemacheilidae.